Hypanus sabinus (Atlantic stingray) is the source of this 2967-nucleotide messenger RNA. It is a transcript of the gene mrs2, whose product is annotated as magnesium transporter MRS2. Gene Ontology annotation, biological process: mitochondrial magnesium ion transmembrane transport. Gene Ontology annotation, molecular function: magnesium ion transmembrane transporter activity. Lineage: Eukaryota; Metazoa; Chordata; Chondrichthyes; Myliobatiformes; Dasyatidae. The record is from RefSeq and is a predicted model, not a curated record. The transcript has 11 exons. Bases 1477 to 2841 code for a protein of 454 amino acids. Gene Ontology annotation, cellular component: mitochondrial inner membrane.
AUUUCUACAGAGGAACCAUGGAGAGCAUUCUAAGUGGCUGCAUAACUCUCUGGUAUGGAGAGGCCAAUGCAUGGGUUCAGAAAAAGCUGCAGAAAGCUGUAAAGUUAGACAUUUCCAUCAUGAGCACUAACCUCCCCAGCAUUGAGGACAUUGGAAUGGUAGUGUGGUUAUCACAAUGCUAUACAAUAUCAGUGUCCCAGGUUCAAUUCCUGCCGUUGCCUGUAAUAGGUUUGUACGUCCUCCCUGUGACCAUGUGGGUUUCCUCCAGGUGCUCUGGUUUCCUCCCAGGGUCCAAAGAAGUACCAGCUAAUUGGUUAAGUGGUCAUUGUAAAUUGUCCUGUGAUUAGGCUAGGGUUAAAUUGGCGGUUGCGAGGCAACACGGCUCGAAGGCCCGAAAGGGCCAACUCCAUGCUCUAUCUCAAUAGAUAAAAUAUAUAUCUUCAAAUGGUGAUGAUUCAAAAAGGCGGCAUCCAUCAUUAAGGAUCCCUCACUCCCCACCCAGGACAUAAUCCUCUUCACAUUACAACCAGUCAAGGAGGAGAUACAGGAGCCUGAAGACACACACUCAAUGAUUCAGGAACAGCUUCUUCCCCUCUGCCAUCAGAAAACUGAAUGGACAAUGAACCCUUAUACGCUACCUCAUCUUUAUUUUUUUUUGGCUCUUUUUGCGCUAUAUAUAUAUAAUGUACAGAGAAACUUCUCAUUUGACAGUAUACUGUACAUGUACAUAGUUAAAUGACAAUAAACCUGACUUGACAUUCUUGACAUAUGCCAGAAAUAUGAAACCUGAUUCUCUGUCGCUGUUGCACUUUAUUCUACAUUGUUAUUAUUUUACUUUGUUCUACCUGAGUGCACUGUGUAAUGAUUUGACCUGUAUGAACAGUUUGCAAGACAAGACUAUUUCAGUACGUGUGAAUAAUUGCCAAUUAAAAUUCAAAUUACGUUUGUUUAUUGUGUGGUGCAAAGUUAUGUAUAAAUUAUGUUACUAUUAGUUUAUGUACUUCAUGGUUGUGAUAUUUAUGUUCUGCACUGCUGUUGCAAAAAGUUAAUUUCUAUGGCAUUCACAGCAUGUAUUUCUAUGCACAUGACAAUAAACUUGACCUCUUCGAUCGCGCCUGCGUACAUUGAAGAGGCUUGAUUUCCGGGGUAGAUUGCUUAGCUUGUCCCUGUGUUGUUAGGGACUCCUUCCUUCGGAAUUCCGCCCGGCGCAUUCGAAUCUUCCCGCAACUGGUUGACUUAGAAGUCUCCCGGAAGCAGCCAUUGAAAUCGCUUUGACAGACGUCCUUUAUUUAAGUUUGGCAAAGUUAUUUUAAGACAUCCGCGUACUUCAUCCUCUCUUGCUGGUGUUUUCUUCCGGGAGAGGUGGCUCAGUCGAUCUGGCGUUGCGGCAUCCUCGGAUUUAGUUGCUGGAAGAAGUCAUUGGGGACUCUGGUUGUUUUGAAGGCCGCGAGGGAGUUUCAAAUAAGAAACUGACGAAUGGAGGUCUGCGGACUGCUUCGGUCGUUCCUGCCCGCCUUUCGAGAGCGAGCUGGGUUCACCUUUAAAAGCACGCCAGCUAAAUUACGAUGUUUUAAACACGGCUUCACCCGUAAGAUGUCAAAGCAUCGUGGAAGAAAUAUUUCUGCACUUCAUACUUGUGUUCUGGGAAACCAACCCCAACUAUUCCUACCUGAAUUAAGCAAGCACUUUUCUUCAGUGAAUGGACAACAUAGUCUCAGCAAGGAUUCAUCACAAACUACCCUUGGCAGCGUGGUUCCUGUAUUUUCUGUAGUGAAAUAUGAGAGCACAGGAAACAUAAGUUUCUUUGAGCGAAAGAAGACAGAACUAUACCAAGAACUAGGACUUCAAGCUCGAGAUUUAAGAUUUCAGCAUUUGACAAGUAUUAAUACUAGGAAUAAUUGCAUUAUCCUCAGGAUGGAGAUCCUAAAAGCUGUAAUAACUCCAGAGUAUCUUCUUAUCCUGGAUUAUCAUCAAUCCGAUCUAGAUCAUUGGCUUUUAAAGGACUUAACAUCGCAAUUGGCUGGAGAUGGACAAUUAGCCACAUAUUCUUUGCCUUUUGAAUUCCGGGCCAUAGAGGCAAUACUUCAGCAUCGGAUUAAUGCUCUGCAAGCAAGUCUAAAUGAGUUACAACCUCAGAUAUUAGAGACAUUAGAAGCUCUGGUUAAUCCCAAACAGAUGUCAGUUGAUCGAAGCAAGCUGCACAUUUUACUUCAAGACAGCAAAAACUUGUCUGGCUUGGAAACGGAUAUCAAGGUCUUCAAGGAGGCGUUACUAGAGAUUCUAGAUGAAGAGAAGUUGCUAAAAGAACUUUGUCUCUCCAGAUGGCCUGGGAAUCAUGUCUUUGACCAGAGUAGUACGGGAAUUGAUCUCACAGAAGAAAUGGAACUCCUUCUUGAAAAUUACUACCGACAGGCGGAAGACCUAGCCAAUACCACACGGGAGCUGAAGGUGUUAAUAGAUGAUUCUGAAAGCAUCAUUUUUAUCAACUUGGACAGCCAUCGUAAUGUGAUGAUGCGCUUGAACCUCCAGCUGACAAUGGGAACAUUUUCAGUUUCUCUUUUUGGAAUUGUUGGAGUUGCCUUUGGUAUGAAUUUGGAAUCCUCCUUUGAAGAGGACCCCAGGUUCUUCUGGUUGAUAACAGGAAUAAUGUUUCUAGGGAGUGGACUAAUGUGGCGACGCCUUCUGUCAUUUCUGGGCCAGCACCUGGAGCCUCCAGCACCUCCAUCGGUAUGCCUCAGUUCUGUCGUUUCAUUCCAAAAGGAGACCUUUCAGCUCACGAUGCCGUCUGUCUUGAAAAGGUCGCAACUGCUGGGUGGCAUGAGGCAUGGUUCAAAAUUAUAAACGUUAAGUCAACACGUUGAUGAUGGACUCUGGAAGCUAAGCCUGGUAGAACCAGAACAGAGGUGUAAUCCUGCACAACUCGUGAAUAGCAAUUUAAUUUAGGAAAUAAAUUAUGUUUGUAUUGCA